Messenger RNA from Cooperia oncophora, 882 nucleotides. NCBI's taxonomy places the organism in Eukaryota, Metazoa, Nematoda, Chromadorea, Rhabditida, Trichostrongylidae. The record is from the annotation of a GenBank genome assembly.
AUGAAGAUGUUCACAGAGUGGAAUCCUGUCAAAGGGUAUAUAAUCAUGGAAUACCUUGAGAACCUGAAGGCAGUGCAUCUAUAUGAAACCGUUACGCCACAAGAAGUGAAGCAGGUUUUGAGAUUCUUCGACAAAGCCGCAAUGGAAGCGAGCUCACUCGACGUGCCCUCAGAAGAGCGAAAUGAGUACAUAUCACCUUUCAAAACCAUCUUCGCAGCGGUAUUCAACGAAGAGAUGGUGGAUCGACUGCUGACAGUGUUUUCCACAUUUGAAGGCGGCAAAUUUAAGGAGAGUGGGAAGCAUCUCAAGGAAAUUUUCCCGGAUUUGGUAGAUGUUGAACGGGUGGAAAAUAUGAGUCAUGAGCUCCGGAAUGGAAGAAGUUUUAUGUCACGGCGAUUUAUGGUCCAUGAACGUUUUGUGGAGACAAAAAGGAGAUGCUCUCAACAUGGCCGCUGUUGUGGACUAUCAGGUAGCAGUUCUGAUUCUUGCAAGGCAAACGGCCCACUUUGGCUGCGCAGCAACCGAUCUUGUGCGGGUGCUUUGUGCCUGUCUCAAGCGGCAAGGAUCGGACAGGCUCACUGGGAAGAACUUUUAGAAGAGUUUUACGGAUAUCUCAGAGAAGAAGUGGGUAACAGGAAGAUGCCAUAUACCCUCGAGCAGCUCAAAGAAGCCUAUCGUCAGUAUUUCCCCAUGGGUGCUUUCAUGAUUGUGCCCAUGGUAGGACCUUUUUUCGAGAUGGUGUGUAAAUCAACUGAUGAGGAGAUCAAGAAGAAGCGUAUGCAAGUUGUUAUGGAAAAAACUGAGCGUGUGCUUGACGAUAUGUUUAGUCUUCACGAAAGGAACAUGAAACUCCGAAAAAGAGAAAAAGGAGCCAAGAAGUAA